Molecule: messenger RNA, 4094 nt
Organism: Phyllostomus hastatus (greater spear-nosed bat)
Lineage: Eukaryota; Metazoa; Chordata; Mammalia; Chiroptera; Phyllostomidae
Product: NACHT, LRR and PYD domains-containing protein 1-like
Biological process (GO): inflammatory response; innate immune response; regulation of apoptotic process
Cellular component (GO): canonical inflammasome complex
Molecular function (GO): protein binding
Source: RefSeq, a predicted model, not a curated record
UCCUGAAAAUGUUCUUCCUCUUUGCUAUCCCAGGCAGAGGAGAAAUCUAAGGAGACAGAAGUGUGCAGCUCAGAGCUAACUCUGCACUCUGAAAGCCCACCCUGUGCUCGAACACCACCCCCCAACCUCCUGUCAGCAUCACAGCACAAGGCUGCUUCCAGGACUCCAGGACCAGGGAGAAGGAAGACUGACGAACACAGAACAUGCCUUUGCCUGCCUCUCCCCUCCACCUCUCUUCCCCCAAUGCCAUCCACUGGCAGGUGUCCUGGGGCUUACAAAGUGGGUUCUGAAUGCUGAACAGCAGUUUACCAGUGAACGUCCUCAAGGCCCUCCCAGCCAAGAUUGAGAUGACCAGUGCAGCAGCCAAGGCCAGUGCUGUGGACCAGCUCGGGGGAACAAAGAUUGCUGAUAGUAUCCCGAAGCAGCUGGCCCAGAUCUUGGAGUUAAUGACAAAGGAGCAGCUGAAGGAGUUGCAGCACCAGUUACCUGACCAGGAUCUCUGCAAGCAGUCUCCUGCUGUGACCACAACUCAGUCACAAAAGGCAGAUAGCAUGGAGGUGGCCUCACACCUGCUGGCUCAAUACAGGGAGCAGCAGGCCUGGGACCUGGUCCUGCAGACUAGGAAGCAGAUAGGCCUGGGCGAGCUGUUAGCCCUGGAAGAGUCAUCCUCACAGUCAGGAAUCACAGAAAAAUUCCAGAAGCAAAAGAGAGAGAAUCCCUACCCCACACAGUCAUGGAAAAAUGAGGAUAUCCAACAAAAAGUCACACAACUGCUACUUCUACACAGAUCUAAACCCAGAGGAUAUUAUCUACCACUCUUGUUGAUGAAACAUGAGGUGAUAGAGAAUCAAAAACAUUUGACUGAGGUCGGAGACCUAUUUGGCCCAGACCCAGGUACUCAGCAAGAGCCUUCCACAGUCAUACUGCAUGUGGAAGGGUCUGCUGGAAUUGCAAAGUCAACCCUGGCCAGGCAGGUGAGGAGAGCCUGGGAGGAAGGCAGGCUGUACAGGGACCACUUCCAGCAUGUCUCCUACUUCAACUGCAGAGACCUGGCCCAGUCCAGGACAAUGAGUCCUGAGCUCAUCUCAAAAGACUGGGCUGGCCCUGCAGCUCCCAUUGGACAGAUCCUGUCUCAGCCAGAACAGCUGUUCUUCAUUCUUGAUAACUUGGAUGAACCAAAAUGGGACUUGAAGCAGCACAGUUCCUAGUUCUGUCUGCACUGGAGCCAGCAGCAGCAGGUGCGCACAAUGCUGAGCAGUUUGCUAAAGAAAACCUUACUUCCUGGGGCUUCCCUGCUAAUCACAGCUUGGAUCACAGCUCGGAUCACAGCUCUGAGGAAGUUCAUUCCUUCUUUAAAGCAGCCACGCUGGGUGGAGGUCCUGGGAUUCUCUGAGUCAGCCAGGAGGGACUAUUUCUACACAUACUUCACAAAUGAAAGCCAAGCAAUUAAAGCCUUCAGCUCAGUCAAAUCAAUACUGGCACUCUUGACCAUGUGUGUCAUGCCCUUGGUGUCCUAGCUGGUCUACACUUUCCUGAAGCAGCAGAUGGAUCAGGGACCAGAACUGUCACUGACCUGCCAGAUGACCACUGUGCUCUGUCUGUGCUACUUUUUCCACAUUCUCUGAGCUCAGUCCUUCAGGACUAAGCUAUGGGACUUCUGCUCUCUGGCUGCUAAGGGCACCAGGCAAGGAAAGAUCCUGUUGAACCCAGAGGACCUCAAAAAAAAUUGUACUGAAACAACAAUUUAAAUAAAAUUUAAAAAAAUGGGUGUUCUUCAGAAGCACCCCUCCUCUCUGAGCUACAGCUUCAUUCACCUGUGUUUCCAGGGGUUCUUUGCAGCAAUGUCCUGUGCUUUAGGGGAUGAGUUAAUAAACAUCAGAAAUAAGAUGGAGUUCAUAGGAGAAUACGGGAUAGUUCUUGUGUUUGGGGAACCAAGCACAUGUUUUUUAUUUGGCCUUUUGAGUGAGCAGGGGAUAAGAGAGCUGGAGAGUAUCUUCAAAUGCCAGCUGUCUUGGGAGAGGCAUCACAAGCUGCUACAAUUGGCCAAGAAAGAGGUCAACCACACACAGCAGAACCUAGAGCCAUAUUGUUGGCACUUGCUCCAGUCCUUUUAUGAGUUUCGGGAUGCAAGUUUUCUGAUGAAAGUGAUACCCGGUUUCCCUGAAAUGAGGAUAUGUGUCCAAACUGACUUGGAGCUCCUGGUGUUCACUUUCUGCAUUAAAUUCAGCCCGCUCAUGAAGAGGCUGCAACUGAAUGAGGGUGGACCGCACAGAGAAGCACAAAGGCCUUCAUAUGUCAUUCUGUCCAGCUUGAGCCCAUUUACAGAUGCCUGGUGGCAGAUUUUCUUCUCCAUUUUCUAUGCUGAUGGGAGCCUGCAGGAGCUGGACCUGAGUGGAAACUUCCUGAGCUGCUCUGUAGUGCACAGUCUCUGUGAGGCCCUGAAAUCUCAUAACUGCCACAUGAAGACCCUGAGGCUGGCUGACUGUGGCCUCACAGCAGAGGGCUGCCAGGACCUGGCCUGUGGGCUGAGCACCAACCGGAGCCUGACCAAGCUGGACCUGAGCUUCAAUGAGCUGCUGGACAUCGGAGCCCAGCACCUCUUCAGGAAGCUGAGAAAGCCCACCUGCAAGCUGCACCGACUGCUGCUGGUCAGAUGUGGCCUCACAUCUGUCUGUUGCCAGGACCUGGCCUCCAUGCUCAGUGACAGCCCCAGCCUGAGAAAGGUGCACCUGAGGCAGAAUGACCUGGGUGACUUCGGUAUGAAGCUGCUCUAUGAAGGGCUUAGGCAGCCCACCUGCCAACUCAGGCUCCUGCGCCUGGACCAGAGCCAGCAGAGUGAGCAGGUGACAGAGAUGCUGAGGUCCCUGAACCUGGAGAAGCCUCAGCUGCCCACAGAAAGGCCUAAAGAUGACUUUUGGGGCCCCACAGGGCCUGUGGCUCCAGACGUGUUUGACAAAGGCAAGAGUCUGUACCGAGUUUGCUUCCCUGUGGCUGGCUCCUACCAUUGGCCCAACACAGGUCUCCACUUUGUGGUGAGGAGGCCAGUGACCAUUGAGGUUGAAUUCUGUGCUUGGAGACAGUUCCUGGACCAGAUUGACCCACAGCACAGCUGGGUGGUGGCAGGGCCUCUGUUUGACAUCAAGGCUGAACCAGGAGCCAUGGCAGCUGUGUACCUCCCUCACUUUGUAGAUCUCCAAGGAAAAAAUAUGGACAUGUCCUGGUUCCAAGUGGCCCACAUGAAAGAGGAGGGGAUAGUCCUGGAGAAGCCAGCCAGGAUGGAGCCCCACUAUGCAGUCUUGGAGAACCCUAGCUUCUCCCCCAUCGGAGUUCUACUGAGAAUUAUCCACGCUGUCCUGCCCAUUCCCAUCACCUCCAAUGUGUUCUACCAUCACCUCCAGCAUGAGGAAGUGACCUUCCACCUCUACCUGAUUCCCAAUGACUGCUCCAUUCGCAAGGCCAUAGAUGAUGAAGAAAAGACCUUCCAGUUUGUGCAACUACACAAGCCGCCUCCGCUGAGCUCACUCUAUGUGGGCUCCCGAUACACUGUGUCUGCUUCACAGGAGAUGGAAGUAAUUUCUCAGGAACUGGAGCUCUGCUAUCAGAGCCCUGUGGAAACCCAGCUUUUCUCUGACUUACAUGUUGGGCAUUUGAGGUCAAAGAUCAGGCUGUACCUAAGACACAAGGAAGAUGGAACUUCCUUGUGGGAGACCUUGGUGAAACCAGGAGACCGCAGACCUGAAGCUACUCUGGUCCCUGCAUUCCAAAUAGAUGCCCCAGCUCAGCUGCACUUUGUGGACCAGCAUUGGGAGCAGUUAGUGGUGCUACUGACUUCAGUGGACUGAGUCCUGUACAAGCUAUAUGGACAGGUGCUGAGUGAUGAGCAGUAUCAGGAGGUACGUGCUAAGCACACCAAUCCAGCCAAGAUGAGGAUGCCGUUCAGCUUCAGGAACUCCUGGGACAAGAACUGCAAACAUAAACUCUAUCAAGCCCUGAAGGAGUCCGACCCUCACCUGGUUAUGGAUGGAUAUCUGGGAGGGAUGGUAAGCAUCCUGAGGACAGGAGCCAUGUCUAAGCAGGUUAUUGCCAGUGCCUAG